AUGAUUCCAAGAUCUGGCCUCAAGAUGCCUUGCAGUUUCCUCUCUUACUUCUUGGACUACUUUUCUGAUCAUGUGAAGAAGCCUGAGAUGAAAGUCUACACAGAAAGAGAGGCACAGCCAAUUCGUGUUCCAGGCAUGCCGGAAUUUAAAGAAGAAAAGAAUUCCUUAUCAGGAGCCCCCCCAGUCAUUGUCUUUCUGCUUCGUGUUUGGCACAGGUGGGACACAUCUCUCGGAAGCCUGAUUUUUUCCAACCAGUUCAUACAAAUCAUGACCACUGUCCCAUCCUCUUCAAUCUAUGGAUUUGGUGAACAUGAACAUACAUCCUUUAAGCACGACAUGAAUUAUGUUACGUACGGAAUGUUUUCAAGAGAUCAAUCGCCAAUGGCAUUUAGCAAUCUCUAUGGAGUUCAUCCUUUUUAUAUGUGCAUAGAGAAUGAUUUUAAUGCUCAUGGUGUUCUUCUUCUGAAUUCCAAUGCCCAAGAAGUCAUUCUCAGUCCAUAUCCUUCUUUAACAUUCCGGACCAUUGGAGGAAUACUUGACUUCUACAUAUUUCUUGGCCCCACUCCUGAAAAUGUUGUCCAGCAGUACACAGAGGCCAUCGGACGUCCCUUUUUGCCUCCUUACUGGUCUCUGGGAUUUCAGCUGUGUCGAUGGGGCUAUCAUACCAUAGAUGUGCUGAAGAAAACAGUUGAACGUUUAAGACGAUAUGACAUUCCUCAUGAUGCUCAGCAUGGUUAUAUUGACUACAUGGAACGUCAGAUGGACUUCACUUAUGAUAAAACUAACUUUGCCGGUCUGCCUGAAUACAUUAAGGAACUGAAAAAUGAUGGAAUACAUUAUGUCAUUAUUUUGACUAUUAACAAUCACAAUGCUCUUGGGAAUUUGCAGAAUCCUUUUUUGACAAAAGAUGAACCACACGGUACUUAUAAGCCCUAUGAGCUUGGAGAGGAAAUGGGAAUUUGGGUCAAUAACUCUGAUGGAGUCACACCAGCUGUUGGCAAGGGUUGGCCUCCAGGAGAUUCAGUGUUUCCAGACUACACCAACCCCCAAACAGCAGAAUGGUGGAUCCAGUUGUGUAUGGAAUUUAAUAACAUCCUCGAUUAUGAUGGGAUCUGGAUUGAUAUGAAUGAGCCAACCAAUUUUGGGACAGGCCAGGAGCCAGGAUGUGCAGAGAAUAAUCUAAACAACCCACCCUACGUGCCUGAUAUCACAGGUAGACUUUUGGCUGAAGAAACAUUAUGCCCUGAUUCCAAGACUUAUCUGGGAUAUCAUUACGAUACACAUUCUCUGUUUGGCUGGUCACAAGCAGCACCUACUUUCUAUGCUUCUCAGAAUGCUACAAGAAAGAGAGCAUUUGUUUUGAGUCGUUCAACAUUUGUUGGGAGUGGGAAAUAUGCUGGCCAUUGGCUGGGUGAAAACUAUUCCCGCUGGAGAGACAUGCAUAUGUCAAUCAUUGGAAUGCUAGAAUUUAAUCUCUUUGGAAUUCCAUAUAUUGGAGCUGAUAUAUGUGGGUUUAAUGAAGACACAACUUAUGAACUUUGCCUGCGGUGGAUGCAACUUGGGGCAUUUUAUCCCUUUUCCAGAAACAAUAAUGCAAUCAGGAACAAGGAACAAGACCCUGGGGUGUUUGGCGAAGCGUUUGCUGCAAUUUCCCGUUCUGUACUGAGGAUUAGAUAUUCACUGCUGCCUUACUUAUACACCCUUUUCUACCAUUCUCAUGUCACUGGACAUACAGUGGUUCGAGGACUGAUGCAUGAAUUUACAUCAGAUCCUCAGACUCAUGUAAUUGACAAAGCAUUUCUUUGGGGGCCAGCUUUGAUGAUUGCUCCAGUUCUUGAAGAGGGUGCAAGGUCUUUGAAUGUGUAUUUUCCUGAAGCAUUGUGGUUCGACUUUUAUACAGGGGGCCAAGUACCACCUACCUGGCAGAAGAAGUUUGUUGAAGUUCCUGCUCCUCUAGAUGUAAUUCCUCUUUUCAUUAGGGGAGGAUAUAUUCUGCCUACACAGUUUCCAGCCAGAACAACGAAGCUGAGCCGUAUGAAUCCUUUUGGCCUCAUAAUUGCUCUAAAUGAAAAUGAAACAGCAGAUGGCUACCUUUUCUGGGAUGAUGGUGACUCUAUUGGUACUAUUGAAAGAGAAGAGUACUUCUAUGCCCAAUACAAAUUCCAUGAUAGAAUGCUGAAAACCACUAUAAUUAACAAUGGCUAUCACGGAGUUAACACUCUGGCAUGUGACACUGUUCAGAUCCUUGGUUUGACUUCAAAGCCAAAAGUUAUUUAUAUGAAUGGAAAAAUCAUUCCAAGCAACCAAAUACAGUAUCAUUCUAAUAUGAAAAUUACUUUAAGGAUAUUUCAACCCAUUUCCCAGGAAAUGACCAUUUUAUUUCUUUAGAUUAAAAAAUUUUUUAAAAAGAAAAAGUAGUCAUAACUUAUCCACAACAGUUAAAACUUAUUUGAAUAUGGAAAUUGUUUAAUUUAAAAAGCAAUACAAUUAAAAUAUUACAUGUAUUAAAA
Molecule: messenger RNA, 2510 nt
Organism: Galeopterus variegatus (Sunda flying lemur)
Lineage: Eukaryota; Metazoa; Chordata; Mammalia; Dermoptera; Cynocephalidae
Product: putative maltase-glucoamylase-like protein FLJ16351
Exons: 20
Coding region: 1-2388 (795 amino acids)
Biological process (GO): carbohydrate metabolic process
Molecular function (GO): carbohydrate binding; alpha-1,4-glucosidase activity
Source: RefSeq, a predicted model, not a curated record